This is a messenger RNA of Fusarium tjaetaba, 402 nucleotides long. RefSeq names its product acetyltransferase. Gene Ontology annotation, molecular function: protein-N-terminal amino-acid acetyltransferase activity. NCBI's taxonomy places the organism in Eukaryota, Fungi, Ascomycota, Sordariomycetes, Hypocreales, Nectriaceae. The transcript has a single exon. Gene Ontology annotation, biological process: N-terminal peptidyl-methionine acetylation. Gene Ontology annotation, cellular component: NatB complex. The record is from RefSeq and is a predicted model, not a curated record. The coding region runs from base 1 to 402 and encodes 133 amino acids.
AUGGGCAAGGUCGAGUCUUCUCCGGACGCCUACAAGUUCUCCGAGCAUUACCUACCAUGGCACGCUCACAUAACGGCGCUCACCGUUGCCCCAGAAGCAAGAAGGUCUGGCAUUGCAAAGAUCCUGACCGAUCAGCUGGAAGUCGCAGCUGAUGCUGAGAACGCCUGGUUCGUGGACUUGUUCGUUCGAAGCAGCAACCACAGAGCCAUCGCCCUUUACAAGAAUCUGGGUUACAGCGUCUUCCGCGUGGUGAAGGACUAUUACGGUGACCACGCAACGGACCCUUCCAGGGCGAGCGAGGAUGCACUCGACAUGCGCAAGCCCAUGAAGCGAGACAAGGAUCGUCAGCACAUUCGAGAUGAUGGAGAAACUCAUAUGGUUGAUCCCGAGGAUGUUUGGUAA